Molecule: messenger RNA, 663 nt
Organism: Acanthosepion pharaonis
Lineage: Eukaryota; Metazoa; Mollusca; Cephalopoda; Sepiida; Sepiidae
Source: the annotation of a GenBank genome assembly
AUGAGUUAUUUUAAUAUUUUUAUUUCAAUAUUUUUAUUGCUGGUAAUAUUUUUAUCUAUCUAUCUAUCUAUCUAUCUAUCUAUCUAUCUAUCUAUCUCAAUUUUUAUUGCUGGUAAUAUUUCUAUCUAUCUAUCUAUCUAUCUAUCUAUCUAUCUAUCUAUCUAUCUAUCUAUUGGUUUGAUUUUUAUUGCUGGUAAUAUUUUUAUCUAUCUAUCUAUCUAUCUAUCUAUCUAUCUCAUCUAUAUAUUAGUUUGCAUCGUUAUGCACCGACAGGCGGCCACGGGCAGUACGCCACACCCAGUCAGGUCCGCCGCCACGCGGGAGACGCCAGUCCCAACAUCGGGUCUUCCCAAGAUGAGAGACAGAAUACUCACAACUACCGUGGUAGACAUCGACCACAACCUAAGUUCCAUCACAGCAAAACAAUCAUUCCAUGGAACUGCUAUUUCCAUCAUGCAACACCCUGCGUUCCCUGGGGCCUGCAUUGAUCACAGCAUCAGUAUCCUCAGAGGACCGAAUGUAAGAGGCAUCAACACAGUUGACCGUUUGCCUCACUACCAUACAGAUGUACCAUCUGUCAUCGAGAGCAUCAAGAACACUCCUGUGCCGGCUUACCAGUGUGACAUCCCUGAGAAGCAACAGCGGUUUCAAGCAACAAGCUGA